Messenger RNA from Gorilla gorilla gorilla (western lowland gorilla), 3435 nucleotides. It is a transcript of the gene BORCS8, whose product is annotated as Bprotein-1 related complex subunit 8. The transcript has 6 exons. The record is from RefSeq and is a predicted model, not a curated record. The coding region runs from base 73 to 432 and encodes 119 amino acids. NCBI's taxonomy places the organism in Eukaryota, Metazoa, Chordata, Mammalia, Primates, Hominidae. Gene Ontology annotation, cellular component: BORC complex.
GGAAGGCUUAGGCGGGCGUCCCAGCCUCCGGGCUUCCGGUGCCGUUUCCCGGUUCGCUCGGCCGCGGUCGCUAUGGAGGAGCCAGAGAUGCAGCUCAAGGGGAAGAAAGUCACGGACAAGUUCACUGAGAGCGUCUACGUCCUGGCCAACGAGCCGUCCGUGGCCCUGUACCGGCUGCAGGAGCAUGUGCGUCGCUCCCUCCCCGAGCUGGCCCAGCACAAGGCAGACAUGCAGCGUUGGGAGGAGCAGAGCCAGGGAGCCAUCUACACUGUGGAGUACGCCUGCAGCGCCGUGAAGAACCUGGUGGACAGCAGCGUCUACUUCCGCAGCGUGGAGGGUCUGCUCAAACAGGCCAUCAGCAUCCGGGACCAUAUGAAUGCCAGUGCCCAGGGCCACAGCCCGGAGGAACCACCCCCGCCCUCCUCAGCCUGAUCCUGGAAGAGACUCGGGGCCCCCUAGCCUCCGCCAACCCAGGCCAUAGGCCCCAUGCUAGUCCCAGAGAUUUCCACCCCCCAAGACAGAGAAGGGAGCCCACAUUUCCUCCAUCCUACCACGUGCCAGCAGCCUGCUUUACCCGUGCACCAUCUCUCAGGCAGAGCCCAGCAUGGGCAAUUAGCCACCUAUCUCUGGGACCUCCCCACCCAUCUACUGCCUACCUGCUGUGUGACCGAGCAAAUUCACUACCCUCUCUGGUCUCUGCGUUUACUUUCUGUAAAGGUGGCUCAUCAGGUGACCGAGAGGGUGCAGGGCACAGUGACGGAUGUGCUUUGGAGCAGUCGGCUAUUGCUGCAUAACACAGCAUCCCAAAACUUAGUGGUUUACAGCCCCAGUAAUUAACCGACUCAUGAUUCUGCACUUUGGGCUGGGCUCAGCUGGGUGGUUCUGCUGCUGUCCCUGGGGCCCACCCAUGUGGUGCUCAUGGGAGCUCAGCUGCAGCUGCAUAGUCAGGGGGUCCCUUGGCCAGGACUGUUGGCAGCAGGGGUCAGAUUUUCCUCGUGGCCUCUCCAGCAGGCCAGCCCGGGUUUCUCCUGGUGGCUGGGAGCCAGGAGAGCGGCUCCCAUGCAGAGUGCCGGUUUCACAUUUGUGGGUGGCCCAUCCGUUGAGGCCAGUCACGUGGCCAGGCCCAGGACCAGAUGGGAGAGGACCGCACAAGUGCAGCGUGAGCUGUGGGAGGUGUGGCUGACCACGCUUAGAGAGUGUGGUGCCAGGAAAGAUCUGAUGUGUCACCAUUCUAUAUCUGUGAUGGGCAGACGUAGGCAGGUCAAAGGGGCCCUGGGGACUUACCGAGCCCCUGCCUAUUGGCCAGGCACUGUGAUUGUCCUCGGUGCCAUGGAAGCCCUCUCAGAGGUCGAGGGGAGGCAGAUGGAGACAGAGCCUCUGUAGGCCUUUCAAGCUGUAGCCCCAGAGCCCAGAGGCAGCCGAAUUCAUGUGUGCAGUCAGAGAGCACUUAGUGGGCACUGUAGUCAAUCAGUGAGCGCUUACUGGACACCACAGGCAACAAGCAUUUACUGAGUACCUCUGGCAGUUGAUGCACACUUCCUGAGUACCUGUUCAUAGCAGGCUUAGCUCUGGAUGUGGGGUGGUGAGGAAUCCCACAGGCUGAGGGGUGGCCUGGGAGCUUUCCAGGGGGCCUGAAGCAGGAGGGGCUGCCUGAGUGGGUCAGCAGUCCAGCCCAGUGCCCUACGCAGCCCUGCCCACACCCCCAACCCAGCCUCUGUCUCCCCAGUCCCAUCCCCCACACCCUGGUCCCUCCUACUUUGUGCCUCGAGGACACUGCCCCGCUGCCCUCCUCACUUCCCAGCGUCUGCUGUCCCUUCCACUGCUGCUGCCCGGCAGGAUUGCUCUGUGUCUCAUCCACGUUUGUCCCUGCAGAGUCCCUCGCCUCUCCCCAGAACCGCCAGCCUCAUGCCGCAUCUCAGGGCCUUUUUUUUUCUCUCUUUUUUUUUUUUUUUUUUUGAGAUGGAGUCUCGCUCUGUCACCCAGGCUGGAGUGCGGUGGCGCGAUCUCGGUUCAGUGUAACCUCUGCCUGUAAGGUUCAAGCGAUUAUCCCGCUUCAGCCUCCCGAGUAUGUGGGACUACAGGUGCCUGCCACCUCGCCUGGCUAAUUUUUGUAUUUUUAGUAGAGAUGGAAUUUCAGCAUGUUGGUCAGUCAGGUCUCGAACUCCCGACCUCAGGUGAUCUGCCCGCCUCAGCCUCCCAAAGUCCUGGGAUUAUAGGCAUGAGCCACUGCGCCCGGCCUCAGAGGCUUUCAUUCCCACUUUUCCCCCAAAACUGCGCCUCUUGGGGUCAUCAGUGACCUUCGCAGGGUCAAGUUAUCCCCCUCUCCUGUCCCAGGACUUUAAGCACUGCCCUGUUUUACAGAAGAGGAAACUGAGGCCCCGAGAGGUAAGGCAGCCAGCUCAGGGUCAUCACCCAUGCCCAGAAAUGCCAGGAUUCCCACCCGGACCUCUGACCACCAAGCUCCACCUUAGUCUGGCCCAGGGUCAUCCCACAGGUGCUGCCUCAUGCCUUGGGUCUGCUUCUCAGACCACCCUGACCCUUGCCCCCGCUCCCCAGCCUGACUGAAGCUGGGCCAGGCAGAAACUGAAGACUGAACGAGUGUGGCCAGCAUUCUUCCUGCACCUGCCUGGAACCUCCAGGCCCAGCCGUCAAUGUUCCCAGAAGUGGCUUUGCUGCUCCUGGACUCUCACUGGCCCCCCAUCGACCCUUGGACCAAUAACUGCCAUCAAAAUAAUCCUGAUUAUGCACCUAUCAAGUCCCUGGCCCUGGGCUAAAGUCUUCACAGGGGUCAUCUCAUUUCAUCCUCAGCCCCAAAAGGCAGGUCUCACCCCCAAAUACAUAUGGACAAAAAGAGACUCUGCCGGGUGUGAUGGCGGGCACCUGUAAUCCCAGCUACUCAGGAGGUUGAGGCAUGAGAAUCGCUUGAACCCAGGAGGCAGAGGUUCCAGUGAGCCAAGAAGCCAAGAUGGCGCCACUGCACUCCAGCCUGCGCGACAGAGCGAGACUUCGCACCUGCCGCCCCCCCACCAAAAAAAAAGGGCACAGUCAGAGAAAAGCAGAGCCCGGCCUGGUUUGGUCCCAGCCCUGCCUGCCUCUGAUGUGCUGUGUGACAUAGGCCUGGUGCUGGCCCUCUCUGGGUCUCCCUUUCCUUUCUUUCUUCCUUUCUUUUUUUUCUUUCUUUCCUUCCUUCCUUCCUUCCUUCUUUCCUUCCUUCCUUCCUUCCUUCCUUCCUUCCUUCCUUCCUUCCUUCCUCCCUUCUUUCUUUCUUUCUUUCUUUCGACAGGAUCUGGCUGUCAUCCAGGCUGGAGUGCAGUGGCACGAUCUCUGCUCACUGCAACCUCUGCCUCCUGGGCUCAAGUGAUCCUCCUGUCUCAGCCUCCCAAGUAGCUGGGACUACAGGCACACACCACUACCCCCAGCUAAUUUUUUGUAUUU